Messenger RNA from Cylindrotheca closterium, 1848 nucleotides. The record is from the annotation of a GenBank genome assembly. NCBI's taxonomy places the organism in Eukaryota, Bacillariophyta, Bacillariophyceae, Bacillariales, Bacillariaceae.
AUGACAGAAGAGAGUGAUUGGGAGCUGGUGAGCGACUCCGAACCGAGUGACUGGUCCGCAAAGCAGGUACAUGUCGAGCUUCCAACCGCGGGUGUUCUUCCAAAUCAAACCACUUCAGAAUCCCCAAACAUAUCUUCAAAUUCAACCAAUUCCUUCUCUGUGAUUGACGGAAUGGAUCCAUUAGCUCUUCACAGUGACACAGGGAGCUCCAUCUCCUCAUUUUUUCAGCUCUCGUCGAACGAGUCGUUGAUGGGCUCGUCCAUCUGUGAUCAAUUUGAUCUUGUGUCUCUUUCUUCCGGCGAUGUAUGCUUUCGUUGCAAACGAUGCCAGGCGCGGAACCCUAUAGGAACAGGCAUCUGCAACAUUUGUCAUCUGGCACAAGUAGCCAAUCCUUGCAUCGGUUUGGAUGAGCAACUUGCGUUGGCUCAGCAACAACGAGAAGAGAAGAUCGCUUUGCAGGCACUGCAAUUCGAAGAGAGGCAGUUGCAGAAUCUCAUGAAUGAUUCUCUUUCUGACAAGGCAGCAUAUCUUGCUCAGAAGCUAAUGACACAGCUUGAGCCUCACAAUUCGAUACUGAAAGAUUAUGCGAAGUUCGAUUUUGUGAACCGAAGUUUUGCAUUCCUCGGCAAAGCUUAUGGAUUGCUUCAACGACGCUCCAUCCUAAGGGCAAAUCUGAAUCUGGUCUGCGGCUAUGUCAUGACGAACCAAGCACAGGGAACUUAUCUUCGAAUUCAUGGCUUUAGAAGUGAUAUGAAGGUUCCUGUGUACCGAACCAUGGCAAAUGCGUUGGAAGAUUUUGACGUGAACCCAUCAAUUCACAGACACUUUCCACCAUCAAGCCUCUCACCGAUUUCGGAAAACGAUGUAAUGCAGAGGCCACUUGUAUCCAUAUGGAUCGUAGCAGCAGUUGGCUCAAAGAUAAGUCUUGGUGGACAGACCAAGAGCAUCAAUGUGCCAGGAGAUACAAUAUUCCCUUUGGCGUGCUUGGAUGCGAUUUCAAUGGACGCCAAAGCCGAUGAAAUUGACAGCCUUACCAAGGUUUUGUUUCAAGUGAUAGAUGAUACUUUCGUCGAUGGCCUUCAUAUGAAAGUGAAGUCUAUUGCAACCGGUUCUACUCAAGAUCCAGAAGCUCUACAUCAAAGAACGACGAAGCCUAUCGCAACCAGUAUCACUAUUGCUCAUGCAAGACGACAAAUGAUGAAGCCUAUUGCAUCCAGUGCUACUAUAGCUCCAGGUCGAGAGCAAACGACGGCUGACACCAGUUCUUGUUUCCAAGCAGGAAGUCGCGGCAAGAAAUACGAUAUUGAUGAACGAUGGCGGAGCCAACGAGGUUAUCCACCUAACGUUCCCAAAAGGUCAAAUCCACAAACCAUGAGAGUUCACUCAAAUAGCGAAAGGACUUCUGGUACGAUCAGGCGGAUUGAUCAGAAUGCAAUUGAUAAGUACAGGCGAAGCAGAUACGGGACGUUGUCGUUUUUUUGCUCUGGUGUCUCAAUGAAGGACUUGGCAGGUCUUGAUCAUGACACCCGUACCUCGCUUCGAUUCUACAAUUUCCCAGUUUCUCGAAGCCCCGAAUGGCUUUUGCAUGAGUUCGCAUGUCAUGGAUUCCCCAAAGCAAGGUUCAAUCUGCUCUUUCUACCCGUGAUACUUGAAGGUCAACGUUGCGGUCCCUUGUUCCUUGAUUUUGUUAACUACAGGGAUAUUCCAGAAUUUUGUUUCCUCUUCUGCUCAACGAAAAAUAAGAGUGGAUACCAAUUCCAACGACCUCAGUACACCAAGCACCAAGGAAAGGCUGCAUUGACUGCGUACUUUCAAACCACGCCUUUAUUGAAUGAGUUUGAAUCUUAA